Stegodyphus dumicola is the source of this 2653-nucleotide messenger RNA. Its product is annotated as protein GDAP2 homolog. Lineage: Eukaryota; Metazoa; Arthropoda; Arachnida; Araneae; Eresidae. The record is from RefSeq and is a predicted model, not a curated record.
GAGUAAAGGGGCAUGUUGAUAUGUGGUAGUGGAAGUUGUAUGGUUAGCAAUCGUUAAGGUUAACUUUUUAAUUGUGUCACUGAGUGAACUUAACAGAAAAUGAAAUAUUACUUCACUUUUUAGAAACCUGAAAUUGCGUAAAUCUGUUUGUUUACAAAUUUGUGUUGUAUUUAUUGUGAUAAGAACAGCUGCUGUAAUAUACUUUAAAAAAUAUGUGUAUUUGAAAUUAAUUCCUAGCUGUGUCAGAAUGGAUCCAUUGGGUGUAUCGCCUGAAAUUGUUGAUGCAUCUACUUUAAAGAGAUGGAAUGAAAUUAAUCCUAGAGACCUACCAGAUGCAAGCAAUUUUGGGAAUCAGGAAAAAGUUCAUUCUUCAAGCCCUUUUCCAUUUGAUUCAAAAAUAAAUAGCAAAGUAGCUUUGUGGGCUGGAGACAUAUGUACCCUGCGAAUUCAAGUUAUAGUUCAUUCUACUAAUGAAGCCUUAACAGAUAGGAGUCCAUUAAAUGAUAGAUUGCUGAAAAGAGCUGGACCUCAACUUAAAGAAGAUCUUCUAAAUCUUAAAUCAUGCAAAACUGGUGAAGCAAAGCUGACCAAAGGCUAUAAUUUACCUGCUCGAUAUGUCAUUCACACCGUGGGGCCAAAGUUUAAUGUUAAAUAUCAGACAGCUGCAGAAAGUGCUUUGUUUUCCUGUUAUUUCAAGGUUUUGCAACUUGUCAAGGAACACAACCUUGGUUCUGUUGGGCUAUGUGUGAUUAAUUCGCUGAGACGAAACUAUCCACCUCAUGAUGGUGCACAUAUAGCUUUACGAACUGUAAGAAGAUUUUUAGAGAAGUAUGGUGAUGCAAUAGAUUUAGUUGUUUUUGCUGUUGAAGAUGUAGAUGUUGGUAUUUAUGAACUUUUGAUGCCAUUAUAUUAUCCGAGAUCUAAAGAAGAGCAAGAAUAUGCUUUAUAUUAUUUACCACAUGAUAUUGGAGGGGAAAAUGGUGAAGCUUGCAUUCCUGAAAGGCAGAUGAGAAUUGUAGAAAGACCUUUCAAAGUAACAACUGAUAUUGAAGAAAGUGUUGAUUUAGCUGCUGAACUGCAGUCAUCGGUAUGCAUUGGGAAAACUGCAUUUGCAAAAAUGCAUCCUGACUUAGACAGGCAUCGAACAAUUGCACAUAAACAUUCUUUCUCUCAAGAUAUCUUAACAUCAGAAGUCCAGAGGAAAACGAAGUAUGAAAGGUUAUUGCGUAAAGCCAGAAAUGAAGAUUUACGUUCCAUUGCCAAUUUAGGUUGCUUAUAUCAGAGUGGUGAAGAUAGGUAUGGUAGGCCAGUUAUUGUAUUUAUUGGUCAAAGAUUUAAAGCAAGUCAGUUAGAUCUUAAUAAGGCUGUUAUGUACUUCAUUCUUACUCUUGACUCCAUUGUACAGAAAGAUUAUAUUGUUGUGUAUUUUCAUACUCUUACAACAAGUGAAAAUAAUCCAUCUCUGACGUUCUUGAAAGAUGUUUAUAGCAUCCUUGAGUAUAAAUAUAAAAAGAAUUUGAGAACAUUUUAUAUUGUUCAUCCUACAUUUUGGAGCAGAUUAAUGUGUUGGUGGUUCACAACGUUUACUGCUUCUUCCUUGAAGAACAAAGUCCAGCUAUUGGGUGGUGUGGAAUAUCUCUAUUACCUAAUUCCUCCUGAUCAGUUAGAAAUUCCGCAGUUCAUUCUUGAUUAUGAUUAUAAGGUGAAUGGUGUUCGAUACUGCCAACCCUCAUCUGCUCAGACAGCUUAAAUUCUUAUGGAAUCAUCUGAAGAAUAUUUUUCCAUAUAUUUUAAUACAUCUGAGGAAGUAUCUAUUUUAAUAUAUGUAUACAAAAUAAAUCUCAAAUUUAAACAUAUUUUUGUAAUUUCUUUACAUGUAAAUAAACAUUAAAAUUUGGUUGAAUGCCUGUACUUAUUUAAGUUUCAAAGUGAAUGUAUAUAUAUGCAUUUUAUGACCAAAAAAGACCUUUUCUUAUCAGUUGCAUGAAGUUUUAUUUAUAUAAUGAACUUUUGAUGGAAGUUCUUUCCUGUAACUUACUGAGAAAACUUCAGGUAUGAUAAUGGAGAAUUCUUGUCAGUAAUUCUGUUAUCUAGUAAGAACUUAUAUAAAUAUAUUAUCAGUGUAAAAUGUAUCAAAUUUGGUUCAAUUUGACUAUCCUUUUCAUCAUUAAAAUGUGUAAUACUUUGAUCUUUUUCAUGUUAUUUUUUUAAUAAUUUUUUUAGUCCCCUCGAGUGGCACUGCCUUUAUCUGGUUAUGAAUUUUUUUUUGCCAUUUGGUGUAUAGUGCCUUAUUAUUUAAAAUAUUUUGUUUUCUUGUUUUCUUUAAUGAUCUAAAUAUUAUCUUAAUGAAAGAUUAUGAAAACAUUAAAGUAAUUAUACAAAUUUAGCAAAGAAAUAUAGUUUAAAUACAUUUCUUCAUGAGUAGGUGCAAAAGGCCAUGCUACUUAGAGGGGUAACUUAAUUCUGUGUAUUAUGCUCUCAUCUGCAUAACUCAUAAAUUGUAUCUUAAAAUAUUUGUCUGUUAAAGAUAUAUUCUGUUAGAAUCAUGUUCUUAAUGCAAGAUUUCAUUAACUUCCUGCUUGUUAAAUUAUUUCAGGUGUAAUUGUUUUACUGUAUUUUAAAAAUAAAACUUAUCAUAUUUUUGUUGAUUCAA